CGCGGAAUUACAAAUCAAGGCUGCCGGCUUUUAUUUAUUUAUUUUACUAGUUUCUACUGAUUUUUACUGCCUGUUACCCCAACAAAUACAUCCACACAAGUUUGAUGUCUUAUCAGAAACAAAUCACUGCUUUCUGUAACCGAAGUACAAAUCGGUGCAACUGGUUGAUCAAUCAGUAUUAAUCUUUUUUUUUUUAACACUAUACCGAUUUACUUUGAAAUAUUUGAAAGUAUAUAUAACCCAUCCAAGUUACAUGAUUCAUAUUGAAAAACAAAACAAAGCUGGAAAAAAACAUUUUUUAUUUAACACUGCACAGUUUUUUUUAUUAUUUAACACUGUACGCCGCCUCGGUCUUGGACUUUUAUUGUGAAAAGGCCGGCGCGGAUGCGUGCGCAGCGUGUUCCGGUAGAUUACCGGCCGUGCUCGGCUCGGCGCUCCAGUCUCUCAGCUGUAACCGGACUGAACGUCAUGUCGGACUCGUGCUCCUUCUCCUCGUUCACCAGGUGCGUCACCAAGCACCUGAACCUGCACCUGCACCUGGACUUCGACAGGCACGUAAUCAAAGGGAGGGUGGCGCUGACCGUGGAGGCGCUGGAGGACCGAUUCUCUACGCUGACUUUGGACAGCAGUGACCUGAGCGUGGUGUCGGUGACGGCCAAUGGGCAGCCAGCGCGCUUCAGCCUGGGCCCCAAACACAGCUUCAAGGGGACCCCAUUGGAGAUCACGCUGCCAUUUGACCUCUCCAGAGGGCAACAUGUGAUCGUGGAGGUGACAUAUGAGACGUCUCCAUCAGCGACAGCGCUGCAGUGGCUCACGCCUGAGCAAACUGCCGGGAAAAAGCACCCCUACCUGUUCAGCCAGUGCCAGGCUCAUCACUGCAGGAGCAUGAUCCCCUGUCAGGACACCCCAUCCAUCAAGCACACCUACUAUGCUCAGGUGUCUGUCCCUAAGGACCUGGUGGCAGUGAUGAGUGCAGUAAGAGAUGGACAGGAAGUCGAUCCUCAGGAUAGUGGUCGGAUCAUCUACAGGUUCAGGCAGACGGUGCCUAUGCCCUCCUACCUGAUAGCCAUCGUGGCUGGAGCUCUGGAAAGCAGGGAGAUCGGGCCAAGGUCCAGAGUCUGGUCGGAGAAAGAGUUUGUGGACAAAGCAGCGUUUGAGUUCUCCGAGACCGAAGCCAUGCUGAAGACAGCUGAGGAACUAGCUGGACCGUAUGUUUGGGGUCAGUAUGACAUCCUGGUUCUCCCUCCAUCUUUCCCCUACGGCGGCAUGGAGAACCCGUGUCUGACCUUUGCCACGCCCACCUUGCUGGCUGGAGACAAAUCUCUGUCUGGUGUGAUUGCCCACGAGAUCGCUCACAGCUGGACUGGAAACCUGGUGACCAACAAGACCUGGGAGCAUUUCUGGCUGAACGAGGGUCACACGGUCUACCUGGAGAGGAUGAUCGGCAGGUGUUUGGAGAGUGAACAGUUCAGGCAGUUCCAAGCCAUCGGAGGCUGGAAGGACCUGCAGGACUCGGUGAACACCUUUGGAGCCAACAACCCUCUGACCAACCUGGUGCUCAGCCUGCAGGACGUCAGUCAUGACGAUGCCUUGUCCUCCGUGCCGUACGAGAAGGGCUUUGCUCUGCUGUAUCACCUGGAGGAGCAGCUGGGAGGGCCAGAGGUGUUCAUGGGCUUUGUGAAGUCGUACAUCCAGCGGUUUGCCUACAGCAGCGUCACCACAGAGGAGUGGAAGAACUACCUGUUUGCCUACUUCAAGGACAAGGUGGACAUCCUGAACAAGGUGGACUGGAACGCCUGGAUGUUCACACCUGGGAUGCCUCCUGUUAAACCUCAAUACGAUACCACUAUGGCUGACACCUGCAACGCUCUCAGUCAGAGGUGGCUCCAGGCUAAAGACCAGGACCUGAACAGCUUCAAGCAGUCCGAUGUGAAGACUCUGUCAUCCCACCAGGUCAUCGAGUUCCUGUCACUACUACUGCAAGAGGAUCCGCUCCCUCUGACUCGCGUGAAGAAGAUGCAGGAGGUUUACGAUCUCAAUGCCUAUAUGAAUGCAGAGAUCCGCUUCAGGUGGCUGAGGCUGUGCGUCAGGUCCAGGUGGGAGGAAGCGGUUCCACUGGCGCUGAAGAUGGCGACCGACCAGGGCAGGAUGAAGUUUACACGACCACUCUUCAGGGAGGUGUUUAACUUUGAGAAGUUUCGUGAUGAAGCUCUUCGAGUGUUUCUGGCUCAUCGAGCGGGGAUGCACCCGGUCACCUCCGGACUCGUCUCGAAGGACCUGAAGGUGGACGUCAGCAAUGCCGCCAGUCAGUAACAACAGAAA
Oreochromis niloticus (Nile tilapia) is the source of this 2322-nucleotide messenger RNA. Its product is annotated as leukotriene A-4 hydrolase. Gene Ontology annotation, biological process: leukotriene biosynthetic process; proteolysis; peptide catabolic process. Gene Ontology annotation, cellular component: nucleus; cytosol. Lineage: Eukaryota; Metazoa; Chordata; Actinopteri; Cichliformes; Cichlidae. The record is from RefSeq and is a predicted model, not a curated record. The transcript has 19 exons. Gene Ontology annotation, molecular function: zinc ion binding; epoxide hydrolase activity; aminopeptidase activity. The coding region runs from base 385 to 2313 and encodes 642 amino acids.